Molecule: messenger RNA, 2178 nt
Organism: Cydia fagiglandana
Lineage: Eukaryota; Metazoa; Arthropoda; Insecta; Lepidoptera; Tortricidae
Exons: 8
Coding region: 3-1220 (405 amino acids)
Source: RefSeq, a predicted model, not a curated record
UGAUGCAGGGGGAAACAUUGACCGUGGCGUCCACACCGGACUGCAUAACGGUACUCCGAGACGAACGCAACGACCCCCUGUGGCGGGAGACGCAAGUCGGCUGCAAGGUUCUUCUGCUGCUACAGGAGAUUCACAAGUUCAAUAUUACCUAUACCGAAGGCUAUCACCACGAUGAAAAGGGCUUGUAUGUCGAUGACGUGGACAUCUUUGCCAAGCCUUGGUCCCUUUGGUCUCCCAUCAUGGUUAACUGCACACCAAUUGCGCCUGUAAUGGAUUGGAAGUUCGGAUACAUCCUUCGUCGCCCUAUCCCCAACAUUCAGCACUUCUACAGCCUCGCAUUCUCGACACCGACGUGGAACGUUAUAGCCGCCAUGAUUCUGCUGGUUUCCGUGCUGUUUUACAUCCUCAACCGAGCCGAACAGAAGCUGUUAGGGGAAAACCUCAAGUGCUACUUUUGGAGGGAGCUGCUGACUGCGUUUGGAAUCAUCUGUCAGCAUUACAUUUCAAUAAGCCCAAUGGAAUUAACAUCGCGUCGCAUCGCGUUUAUCAGCUUCUCCUUGUUCUCCUACAUAAUAUAUUGUUACUAUACAUCUACCCUGCUCUCCGACUUAGUGCAUGACAGAGACAACGAGAUGGACUUGGAGAGUUUAGGCGAGAGCGAUUAUGAACAUGCCGUUUUGGAUACCGUGGCUGAUACAAUCAAGGUUGUUGUAGAGCAGCUCCAUAAUAAUAAUAAAUUGUCUUCCCAACGCCUGAGCUUAAUGCAGAAUAAGUUGACCAACCAUCGUUUGGUAAAUAUAAGCACGGGUCUCGCCGAGGUAAAGUCGAGCAAAACAGCUCUCCUGUCCGACUAUGUCUCUAUACAUUCCGCUGUGAUACAGUCGUUCACCGACUCCGAAGUAUGUGAUCUUAUUAAAGUUGAUAUGUUUUCGAACGUUCUCAAAUACCUUGUUACAUCCAAAAAUUUCAAAUACAUCGAGGAAUUCAAAAUGAGCACACUGCGGGCCCGAGAAGCCGGUGUGCUUCACCGGUUACUCUCUCCGCACACGGCCCAACAUUUUGAAACUAGUGAAUGCGUCAGUGCGCACUUCCAAGCGCACUUCGGCCUCGUCAGAAAACCGUUCAUCAUACUGGUGUUAGGAUAUGUGCUGUGCGGCUUCAUAUUGUUGGCUGAAAGAGUGCAUUAUAAUAGGUAUAAGGUUUGGCCGUAUGUGAACUAGAAUACUUAUAUUUUAGCUACGAUCGUGCCAUUACGUGCACACCAGUGGCCUAUCCCACAAAACUUACAAUUACAAUUUUACAAGUGUCAAGUUACAAGUUUGUAAUGAUACAAAUGUGCGUACCACAAAAUAUACAAGUAACAAAUUUGUAGUGGAAAAUUCUUACAAAUAUGUAAAUUGUAUCGACAGGUCUACAAUUUAUUGUAUCACAAAACUUUACAUACGCUACAUAGUUUUUCCGGAAAACGUACAAAUUUGUAGCUGACAAUUGUUUUGUGCUACAUUAAAUUGUAGUAAUAAUUAUACAUAUAUGUAGAAUUGUACCUACAAGUUAACAAUUCUCUAAACGUGUGUCGCAACCUCUAGCUACAGUUGUUACUAUACGACAAUAUUACUUCAAAACUAAGUAGUGGCAUCCAAUCCAAUACACACCUUCUGCCAAAAUUUCAUCAAUAUUCGUUUGAUAGUUUGAUGCUUGUGACAUAUACAUUGGUGUAGUAAUGUAAGUUUGCACUUUAUUAAAUAGAUAAAGAAAAUAAAUAAAAAUAAAAUAAAAUAUGAAAAGAAAGACAGACGGACAUAUCGCAAUUAAAAGUGUUCCGUUUUUGCCAUUUUAGCUGUGGAACCAUGAAAAGCGUUACAAUUUGGAGAUCCUCAUAUGUCAUGAAUUUCAUAUGUAUAACCCCAAUUUUGCUUAGCUUUAAUUUAAUUUACGAAAUAUUACCGAUAUAGGUACCUACUGGAUAAGAAAAAAAUGCAUACUCAAAUUGAGCUUAGCAUCUUACGCCUUUUCCAAUUUUGCCACAUAGUGUCCCUUAAGUAUUCCCAAUCUUUCUGGUCGUUUCUCAAAAAGUUGGCACCGCCAGGUUAACGUUAACGUUUUUCAAAAAUUUUGCAUUUUCGCAUUUUUUUUUAUUGGGAUCGUUAAAAGGCAACAUUAGCUAUUAGAAAAUGUGGA